AAGGGCGACUAGAGCGGAGGGUGAUGGGAGUUGCCUGUGCCGUAGGGAACACUUUUUAGGCGCCUGUUCUGUACUAUCGCUGGACCCCACCGCUGCAACACCCCCAAUUUCACAACCAGCGUGAGUCAGCUCGGCCGGCUGCAGGACCGCCAGGGGAAGAUUUCAUCUGGGUAUUGGCAGCCACCCACUCACCCGCCAAUGAAGUAUAUCCUGGUUACUGGUGGAGUCAUCUCAGGCAUUGGUAAAGGGAUCAUCGCCAGCAGCAUUGGCACCAUUCUCAAGUCAUGUGGUCUCCGAGUUACUGCCAUCAAAAUCGACCCCUAUAUUAACAUCGAUGCCGGGACUUUCUCACCUUAUGAACAUGGUGAAGUGUUUGUUUUAAACGAUGGUGGAGAAGUUGAUUUGGACCUUGGAAAUUAUGAAAGAUUCUUGGACAUUAAUCUUUAUAAAGACAACAACAUCACCACUGGGAAGAUAUAUCAGCAUGUGAUCAAUAAAGAGAGGCGUGGUGAUUACCUGGGGAAGACUGUUCAAGUUGUCCCUCAUAUUACCGAUGCUAUCCAGGAGUGGGUCAUGAAUCAAGCCAAGGUGUCCGUGGACAUUAAUAAGGAAGAUCCCCAGAUUUGCGUUAUUGAGCUGGGAGGCACUAUUGGCGACAUUGAAGGAAUGGCAUUUGUGGAAGCGUUCCGACAGUUCCAGUUUAAAGCCAAAAAAGAGAAUUUCUGUAACAUUCACGUCAGCCUCGUUCCACAGCCCAGUGCGACUGGGGAACAAAAAACCAAACCCACACAGAACAGCGUCCGCUUGCUGAGGGGCUUGGGUUUGUCUCCAGAUCUGAUUAUCUGCCGUAGUUCAGCACCCAUCGAGAUGGCUGUGAAGGAGAAGAUUUCUAUGUUUUGUCAUGUGGACCCUGAUCAGGUCAUCUGUAUCCAUGAUGUUUCUUCCAUCUACCGAGUGCCUCUUCUUUUGGAGGAGCAAGGCAUGGUUAAAUAUUUUAAGGAGAGAUUGGACCUGCCCAUCAGUGAUUCAAGUAAUUUGCUUUUCAAGUGGAAAGCCAUGGCUGACAGGUAUGAAAGACUGCAGAAAAUAUGCUCCAUCGCCCUGGUUGGUAAAUACACCAAACUCAGGGACUGCUAUGCCUCUGUGUUCAAAGCACUGGAACACUCAGCCUUGGCCAUCAACCACAAGUUGAAUCUGAUGUACAUAGACUCCCUUGAUCUGGAGCCAAUCACCAAAGCCGAGGACCCUGUGAAAUUCCAUGAAGCUUGGCAGAAGUUGUGUUUAGCUGAUGGUAUUCUUGUGCCUGGAGGCUUUGGAAUCCGAGGAACACUGGGAAAACUCCAGGCAAUUUCUUGGGCAAGGACAAAGAAGAUUCCAUUUCUGGGAAUUUGCCUUGGGAUGCAACUGGCUGUGAUUGAAUUUGCAAGAAACUGCCUGGGCUUGAAAGAUGCUAAUUCUACAGAAUUUGAGCCAAACACUCCGGUUCCAUUGGUAAUUGACAUGCCCGAACACAACCCUGGUGAUUUGGGAGGAACAAUGAGACUGGGAUUAAGACGAACCGUUUUCACAACUGAAAAUUCCAUACUGAGGAAGCUUUAUGGUGAUGUUCCUUAUAUUGAAGAAAGACACAGACAUCGUUAUGAGGUAAACCCUAACCUGAUCAACCAAUUUGAGAAGAAAGACCUUUGUUUUGUUGGUCAGGAUACAGAUGGAAAGAGGAUGGAAAUCAUUGAAUUGACAAGUCAUCCCUAUUUCAUUGGUGUGCAGUUCCAUCCCGAGUUUUCUUCUAGGCCAAUGAAGCCUUCCCCUCCAUACCUGGGGCUCUUACUUGCCGCAACUGGGAACCUGAAUGCCCAUCUGCAACAGAUAAACAGACUGUCGCCCAGUGAUGUAUACAGUGAUGUCAGUGAUGACAGCUAUUCCGAGGCAAAGCUGGCUGAACUGGAAAUCAACUGAAGUUCUUUCUUGCCUCAGGCCACCUGAGAGGGCCUCUGAAGUAAUUAUACUUAAGAUGAAAGAAUUAUCUGAAGAAACCACCACACUGUUCCCUAGACAUGGGCCAUGAAGAUUCAAAGGGAAUCAGAAAAUGUUUACUUCAUGAAACAGAACCAAAGGGAUCCUUUCCUUUUCCCUCCAGAGGCAGCCUGUAGUAGUCGUCACACUUUGCUAUACUUAAUUAAACUUCGUUCAGCAGCAUCCUGGCACAGAAAGUGUUUCUGUGUUUUGUCCAGAGCAUGGUGAGGUCAAAGUGGGAAGCAGGAACUGGGGAGACUUCGCCUUCCCGAUAUUGUAUGGGAAAGGUGGCAGGCAUGUGCUAUAGCCAGUUUCGGGUUUAAAAACGAGUUAUUCUUUUGCCUGGAUAUGAAGUAUAGCUUAAUGUGGGAGUUAAGGUGAUUUGGGUUUCUCAUUCUGUUUAUUUCCAGUUAGAGGUGAAAUUUAGCAGGCGCAGACCUUGGGGUUGUGAGUCUGUUAUCUCACAGACAAAGUGUAAAGGGGAUCUGAGACCUCAGGAACCAGGAUAAGGAGGGCCCAGUUCCAUCUCUUCAACUUGCUGUCUUCAAGUGGAAGGAGCAAACCCAACUCCCACAAGUUGUCUUCUGACCCCUGCAUGUGCACACACACAGACACCAAAAAAUGUAAAAAAUGUAAAAAUUCAUAAUCUUCUUUCUUUUUUAAUUAAAUUUACUUUUUAUUAUUCUUUCGACAGCUUCACAAAUGUAUAGACUCAAUCUUUGGUCAUUUUUAUCCUUUAUUACACUCUCUCAUUUCAUGCUUCUUCUCAUGCCUUUUUUGUUGUUUUCAGUUUUUGUGACCACUGUCUUUUUUUCUUUUUGAGACAGCAUCUCGUACUGUAGCCCAAGCUGACCUGGAAUUCACUGUGUAGCCUACUAUAUAGUCUUGAACUCACUGUGAUUCUCCGGCCUCAGCCUCCCAAAUGUUAGGAUUAUAUGUAUGAGAUAUUACACCCUGCUAAACAUCAGCAAUUUUUUUUUGAGACAGGGUUUCUCUACAUAGCCCUGGCUGUCCUGGAAUUCACUAUUUAGAGCAGGCUGGCCACAAACUCACAAAGAUCUGCCUGCCUCUGCCUCUAGAUUGCUGGGGUUAAAAGUGUGCACAAACAUGCUUGGCUAGCAAUUUUUUAUAGCAAAAAAACUAUUUUAAGUUAAUUGUACAGUAGCAUUCACUCAUACUGUACAGCUAUUAGCUUUAUGUAGUUAUUCCACAAUUAACCCCUGUUCUCAUUAGCAGUCACUCCUCAUCCCCUGGCAACUGUUAGAUCCAGAUUGAUUGAGGCAAGUUGGGAAUAAAAAAGCGCAGACCAGCCUUUACACGAGCAGAAUUAUUCUUUAACCAGAACAACUGGAGGACAUCAGUCUCUCCUUGGGAGACUGCACAUGCACACAUGCACAUGCACGAUGUGGUACAGAAGGGUUGGGGAUUUUAUGGGACAGAAAAGAGGACUUUGGGGAUGGAAGAUUCCACCUGCAGAUCAGUUCCCCUUGGGAUGGAAGACAGCAUCUGCAGAUCAGUUCCCCUACAGUCUCAAAGCGGUAGAUGGCAGAGGGGUUAGUAUGCUGAUCCUCCUAUCAGAGUCCUGGGUCCUAACAGCCCACAGGUAUUACUAGUCAAGUCAGCUGUUCAGUCUAGAGUUUCCCCGCCCACCCGAGGCUUUUGUUCGUGUGUUUUGUCAUUAGCUCUUCAGCAGCCUCCAGUCCCUUUUUGGAUAGCGUUUCCUACCGUAGUAGUUCAUAAAGUGAAAGUGUAUGGUGUAUGUGCCCCUUUGUGUCUGGUUUCUUUCGUUGACCUUAAUCUUGUCAAGGCUUACCCAAAUGGUAGCAUUCCUUUUUAUGACUCAAUAAAAUUCCGUUGUAUAUA
Messenger RNA from Peromyscus maniculatus bairdii (prairie deer mouse), 3876 nucleotides. RefSeq names its product CTP synthase 2 (gene Ctps2). The record is from RefSeq and is a predicted model, not a curated record. Gene Ontology annotation, cellular component: cytoplasm; cytoophidium. Lineage: Eukaryota; Metazoa; Chordata; Mammalia; Rodentia; Cricetidae. Gene Ontology annotation, biological process: pyrimidine nucleobase biosynthetic process; CTP biosynthetic process. Gene Ontology annotation, molecular function: identical protein binding; CTP synthase activity.